AUGAAGUUCACCCCCCUCUUGGCUGCGGCCCUCCUCACGGGCAGCACCACCGCCAUCGGCCCUGCCACGCCCGACCAGCCGCCGCGUCUAAAGGGCAAGCCCGAGAAGAUGUCCAACUGGAAGUGGCCAAACCCCUUCACCUCCUCAACCGUUACAAAGAAAUAUGACCCCGUAUGCACGGUCGAGAGGAUCAUCGCCGCGCAAGAGUACCUGCUCGACGACCUCUCUCAGAACCCGCCCAAGGGCCUGCUCCCGUACCGCGACGCGCUCAAGUCCGUCUUCGGCACGCGCGACUACCCUGGCAGCUGGGACGGUAUCGACCCGCACGGCUACGACCGGCACAUCCUGUUCAUGGACUACCAUCUGAUGCCGCUCAAGGUGCGCGAGUGGAUCGAGGACCAGGAGCGGUCCGACGGUCCGGGGAAGGGCUUGUUCGCGGUUUAUCCUCGGCCGUUGCCCGGCACUAGGGUGUUGCACACGGUCAAGGUGCCGCAGGAGAGCCCGGUGCCGAAGGAAUGGCGGGAGAAUGAUGAUCGGAGGGUCGCACUUUUUGCGCCUGGAGCUAUUUACGAGACGCUGCCGUUGUGGGUGGCUGAUGAUAGUGAUUGUGCUGAGGCGCUCUCCGAUCUGUCCAGGUACAGUGCCAAGCCCAAGAACGGCGGCGUCAUUGCGUACCCUGUCAAACACACCUCGCCGAAUCGUGGGGCAAACGAGCGUGACAUGGAGAUCACCAUCAAAGCUCAGGUUCUGACUCUAAAGCCGGGUGAGACUGAGGAGGUUGAGCCAGAGGCUAAGAAGGAGGAGAAGAUUGAGAAAAAGGAGGAGACGAAGGAAGAAAAGGUUGAGGAGAAGGAGGAGGAUACCAAGACCGAGGAGAAGCCCACUGAGAAGACCGAAGAGAAGGCUGAGGAGAAGACCGAGGAGAAGAAGGAGGAGGCUAAGGUCGACGAGAAGGACGAGCUAUGA
This is a messenger RNA of Thermochaetoides thermophila DSM 1495, 966 nucleotides long. RefSeq lists its product as uncharacterized. NCBI's taxonomy places the organism in Eukaryota, Fungi, Ascomycota, Sordariomycetes, Sordariales, Chaetomiaceae. Bases 1 to 966 code for a protein of 321 amino acids. The transcript is spliced from 2 exons. The record is from RefSeq and is a predicted model, not a curated record.